Clonostachys solani is the source of this 2193-nucleotide messenger RNA. The record is from the annotation of a GenBank genome assembly. NCBI's taxonomy places the organism in Eukaryota, Fungi, Ascomycota, Sordariomycetes, Hypocreales, Bionectriaceae.
AUGAGCACUUGGACCGCAGACGGACGAACCGAGUCCUGGCCCAAGACCCUUCUUCCGGACAAAAUCACCCGAGCUCGCAUACUCACGUAUGGAUACGAUGCAUACGUUGUAUCGAAAUCAGUGGCAGGAUCGAACCGGUUAAUCGACCACGCCACGAACCUCGUCACAGAUUUGACAACUGAGAGGGCAGGCUGCGGUGCCUCGUCUCGCCCUCUCAUCUUCGUCGCCCACAGCCUAGGUGGACUUGUCUGCAAGGAGGCCAUCCUAAUCUCACGAAACAACCCGGAGCGUCGUCGCCAAGAUAUCUUCUUGAACCUCAAAGGCAUCAUUUUCAUGGGUACUCCUCACAAGGGGGCGUGGAUGGCUGAUUGGGCGAAUAUGCCCGCUUCUGCUCUCGGCUUGUUUAAGUCAACCAACAAAUCACUUCUUCAGAUUCUGGAAACUAACAACCAAAUGCUUGAGUCUAUUCAACGCAAAUUCUUAGCGUUAUUACGGGAACAGCGUGAGGAAGGCAGACAACUCGAGGUCCGGUGCUUUUUUGAGGAACUACCUCUUUCUGUAGUUGGAAAAGUUGUGUCUAAAGAAUCAGCUACUUUAGAGGGUUACGACCCAAUCAGCAUCCACGCAAAUCAUAGAGAUAUGGUUAAAUUCUUCUCCGCCGAAGAGAACGGAUUCAAGAGGCUUGUUGGGGAGCUAUUGGUACUGGAACAUGAGAUCGAUGAGAGGAACGAGCCGCUUUCAGGACGAAGCGAUCCAACCACGGAAGUCAAGGAGGGCAAUAUAUCAACCAAGCAUACCAAACACUAUCUUCCGUAUCCAAGAAACAGAAAUUUUAUAGGACGCCAGGAGAUGAUCGACAACCUUCAACAGCUCAUCUUCGCCAAUUCAGAUCACCAACGGGUCGCCCUUGUCGGACUGGGCGGGAUGGGUAAAACUCAGAUUGCUCUCCGAAUUGCACAUCUGGUGAAGAAUAAUUCACUUGAACAGAAAGAUUACUCAAUCCUCUGGAUUCCCGCCCUCAGCAUGGCCAGUUUUGAGGCAGCAUGUACUAAAGUUAUUCAAGAUUUUGCGAUUGAAAGUGCUGCAGACGAAGACCCCAAACAAGCAGUCCAAGACUUUCUCAACUCUGAUAGGGCCGGGAAAUGGUUUCUUAUCAUUGAUAAUGCUGAUGAUAUGAGCGUUUUAUAUGAACCAAAGCAUCAACCAGGCGGAAUCGUCAAUUUCCUUCCUGACAGUGACAACGGGCGUAUUUUGUUCACAACAAGAUCCCGAGAAGUAGCCACGAGUGUCACGACCAAUAUCCUUGAACUUCCUGAGAUGAGUUUGGCAGAGGCAAAAGACCUUUUAAAGAAUUCUUUAAUUGACAAGAAUCAAAUCCAGGAUGAUGGCCUCAUCAACGACCUUUUGCAGGAGCUCACUCCCUUGCCGCUUGCCAUCGCGCAAGCAUCGGCAUACAUGAACCAGAACAGGGUAUCAAUCAAAGGCUAUCUCCGGCUUUUCCAGAAUACAGAUCAAGAUAUGGUAGAGCUAUUGAGAUGCGGGCUUCACGACGGCAGCCAUUACCAAAGAGAUCAGGGCGCGGUCGCUACUACAUGGAUUGUAUCCUUCAACCAGAUUCGCAGCACAGACGAGGAUGCUGCGAAACUGCUACAGUUCACAUCUUAUAUUGAGCCGAAAUCCAUACCUCGAACACUGCUUCCUGAUUUAGGGUCUGAACAAAGCAUGACAAGCGCAAUCGGCACCCUUUGUGGAUACGGUUUCCUAAGUCAACGAGAAGACAGCACGAUAUACGAUAUGCAUAGUCUAGUGCAUUUAGCCACACAAUUAUGGACUGCAAACCAUGACCCUGAGGGAAAACACUUGCAGGUGGCAAUAACGCGCCUCGUUGUGAGAUUUUCAUUUUCUACCUGGAAUUUUCGGGAGCAACGGGAGCUGUGGCGACAAUACUUCCCACAUGCUCUAAAAGUCCUUCACGCAGCACCGAAUGACGAGAAUGAAGAUAUCCACGCAUUGAAAAUACAGGUUGGCUUAUGCCUGUUUGAAGAUGGGCGGGUGAAGGAAGUGAUCAAACUGCUAGAGCCUGUGGUUGGAAUUGAAGAGACAUUAUCAGAGGACCACUGUCCUCGCCUGGUCCCAUCUCAAAUACUCGCAAGAGCAUAUGAAGUUAAUGGAGAAGUAAAGAAAGCAGUUUGA